Messenger RNA from Cooperia oncophora, 387 nucleotides. The record is from the annotation of a GenBank genome assembly. NCBI's taxonomy places the organism in Eukaryota, Metazoa, Nematoda, Chromadorea, Rhabditida, Trichostrongylidae.
AUGUGGCUCCAACCUGGAAAAGUUCACACGGUCCCUGUCAUCAGCUUGGAUCUUAUUGUAUUACCUGGUCAAAUGGUCCCUAUGCAAAUUCACAACACAGUGUCUCGCUCUAUCGUCCAGAGAGCUAUCGAUGGCAAGAGCUACCUCGGGUUACUACCUAUUGUUCAGGGUGAAACGGGCAAUAGCAAAGAGCGCUACGGGAUUUUGUUGCAGGUAAACAAAUAUUUGAGUGACGGGCUUGCCAUGAAAGUGCAAGCUAUUGGGCGGCAACGAUUUCGUGUUAUUUCGAUGGAUAAUGAGACUUCGAGGGUAUUGCGUCAAGACUCUUUGGGGAAGAAAAGGGUGCUUGAACCGGGCAACCCUUUAAAGCGGAUGAUGGCGCGGUAA